This is a messenger RNA of Larimichthys crocea (large yellow croaker), 2034 nucleotides long. RefSeq names its product zinc finger protein 32-like. Bases 429 to 1424 code for a protein of 331 amino acids. Gene Ontology annotation, biological process: regulation of gene expression. Gene Ontology annotation, cellular component: nucleus. The record is from RefSeq and is a predicted model, not a curated record. NCBI's taxonomy places the organism in Eukaryota, Metazoa, Chordata, Actinopteri, Sciaenidae. The transcript has 2 exons.
ACAGGUCAGAGUGGGUCAACAGGAGGUCAACUCUGUUAGUUUAUGAGAGAAACGUAACAAAAUGUCGAGAGAGAAGCCACAGUCGUGUUUUAUUUUGAAAGUCAACAUCCGGAAGCGCUUCUCCUAGCCAGCUUUGAAGUUUGAACCAAGAUGGCGUCGGUCCGGAGCAGCUUCGCGUCGUGUUAAAACCGUUAAAACCGUUAAAACCGUUAAAACCGUUAAAACCGUUAAAAAGCGGCGGGAGGACAGCACGGAGCCCGUGGACGGUCCGUCCGUGUCCAGCCCCGCUGCCUGACUCCGUUUGACCGGGUCACCUCCGUGUCGCGUCCCGGUAAACCGGCGGUGAAGUCAGCUGAGCACGUAACCUAGCAACGCGCGGCUGUGUGUGUGUGUGUGUGUGUGUGUGUGUGUGUGUGUGUGUGUUAACCAUGUCUAAAGUGCGCAUGCUCCGGAUCUUCGUGAACCAGAGGCUGAGCGCGGCCGCGGAGGAGAUCCUCGCCCUGUUCGAGAGGACCAUCGCGGAGUACGAGGAGGAGAUCCGCCGGCAGAGGCUGCUGCAGGCCGGAGGACCGGGCGGAGGACCGGGCGAAGGACCGGGCGCAGGCUCCGUGUUCACCGUGAUUAAAGAGGUUCCUCCUGAGCAGAAGUGGAGCCCGGUUCUGGACCCAGACCCAAAGCCGCCUCACAUUAAAGAGGAACACGAGGAUCUCUGGACCAAUCAGGAGGGAGAGCUCACGUUCACGCCUGUGCCCGUGAAGAAGAGUGAAGAUGAGGAGGAGGAGGAGGAGGCUCGGUCCUCACAGCUUCAUCACAGACAGACUAAAGAGAUCCAAACAGAAGCUGAUGGAGAGGACUGUGGAGGACCAGAACCAGCCAGCAGGUCUGAUCCAGACGCUUCUUUAGAAGCAGUGACCCGUGACCAGAGGUCACCUUCCUCUGAGACUGAGCACGGUUCUGCCGGCCUGCAGCAGGUCCGGGAACCUCAGCCACCUUUAACAGCUUUCAAAGUUCCCGGAGGCGACGCGGCACGUCGACGUGUGCCGGACCUGCAGAUCCACAUGAGAUGUCCGAGCGCAGAGAGGACGUUCCCGUGUCCGUUCUGUGGGAAGAAGUUCUCCAAGAACUCCAACCUGACCACGCACUUACGAGUCCACACGGGAGAGAAGCCGUUCACAUGUUCGGUUUGCAGCAGCAGUUUCAGUCUGCGCUGCACGCUGGUCAAUCACAUGAGGGUCCACACCGGAGAGAAGCCGUUCAGCUGCUCCGUCUGCAGCAAGAGCUUCUCCAAGAAGGCCAACCUGACCACGCACAUGGCCCUGCACGCCGACCAGAAGCCCUUCAGGUGUCGCACCUGUGACAGAAGAUUCACGUGGCACUCACAGGUCAAAAACCACAAGUGUGUGUGUGAAGCUGCAGAGUCCUGAACUUGGUCCCCCGGGUCCUGCUGUGAAGCUGCGUCUGGGCGGGUCGGGUGUUACUGUUGUCCUGUUCAUCGACAUCGUCACGGCGAUACGUGGUCGUUCUAGUCAAUGUUUGAAACUCGAGCUGACAGGAAGCCAGGCACAGAAACAGCACACGGAGUCCGGUGGAUUUUCAAAAUAAAACAGACAAAGGAGAAACAAAUGAAGCACGUAGCAUGUUUAAAGAACAUGAACCAGGAAAAGGAAACAAAGUCUGGAGGAGAAACCAGAGUAAGAGACGCUCCAGGGCUUUGAAGUCACAUGACAGUGGACGCUUCAUGAAAUAAAGCAGGUGCAGUGUCACCUGGAGCGCGCUCAGUUUGACACACUUCAGCCUGACUGCAGCACUUUGAUCGUCUGAUUGGUCCAAACGUUUCCUCUGGCUCCACCUUCAGCUCUCCACCCGUCGGUCGGCUGUAGCUCCGUCCAGAUGAACAUACUUUAUUUCAGGAACAUAAGAAGCUUCAUGAUGGACAGCAGAGCAGAAGAAGAAGUUCAUGUCUGUUGAAGUAACAUGAAAUCACUGUCCACGUGAAACCUGUGUACGCUGCACCACACACACACACACACACAC